Messenger RNA from Elephantulus edwardii (Cape elephant shrew), 1227 nucleotides. It is a transcript of the gene SERPINA5, whose product is annotated as serpin peptidase inhibitor, clade A (alpha-1 antiproteinase, antitrypsin), member 5. Gene Ontology annotation, biological process: negative regulation of endopeptidase activity. Bases 1 to 1227 code for a protein of 408 amino acids. The record is from RefSeq and is a predicted model, not a curated record. Lineage: Eukaryota; Metazoa; Chordata; Mammalia; Macroscelidea; Macroscelididae. The transcript has 4 exons. Gene Ontology annotation, molecular function: serine-type endopeptidase inhibitor activity.
AUGCACCUCGUCGUCUUCUUGGGCCUUGUCUUUCUCAGCCCUGGAGUGACCACCUGGGGCCGCCGUAACUCUCAUGGGUUGAGAAAGAGAGGUGAGGAGAAAUCCAGAGAUGUCAUGGGACCUGCCCAGAGCAAUGGCUUUGCCUUUGACCUCUACAGAGUCUUGGCUUCAGCCGACCUCUCUAAGAACAUCUUCUUCUCGCCCCUGAGUGUCUCCAUGUCCCUGGCCAUGCUCUCCCUGGGGGCCCGGUCCCACACAAAGACACAGAUCCUGCACGGCCUGGGCUUCCAACUCCAGGAAGCUCAGGAGAGAGAACUCCACAGGGCCUUCCAGAAGCAACUGCAGGAGCUAGACCUGCCCAGUGACAACUUCCAGCUGAGUCUUGGCAAUGCCUUGUUCACGGACACAACCAUGAACAUUCAGGACGCCUUCCUGAGGGCCGUGAAGAGCCUGUACCUGGCGGACAUCUUCCCUAGUGACUUUAAGAAUGACCAAGCAGCCAAGAAGCAGAUUAAUGAUUAUGUGGCCAAUCAAACAAAUGGCAAUAUCGUAGACUUGAUUAAGCGCCUGGAUAAGAAAACGAUAAUGGUCAUGGUCAAUUACAUUUUCUUUAAAGCUAAAUGGAAGACAAGCUUCAACCCUGAAAAAACUCGGCAGAAGGACUUCCAUGUGAGCACAAAGAAGGUGAUCCAGGUGCCCAUGAUGAACAAGGAAGACUUCUACCUCUUCUUGCAGGACUCGAAGCUCGACUGCACGGUGGUGGGCAUCCCCUACCAAGGCAAUGCCACGGCCCUCUUCGUUCUCCCCAACAAAGACUCCAUGAAGCAAGUGGAGAGUGGGCUGAAUGCCAAAACCUUACAGAAGUGGCUUGAGAUGCUCAGAAGACGGAAGUUUGAGAUUUACCUUCCCAGAUUCUCCAUCGAGGGUUCCUAUGAGCUGAAGAAUGACCUUCCUAAGCUGGGGAUCCGUGAGAUCUUCACUUCCCAAGCUGACCUGAGUGGUAUCACUAGCCUCCCAAACAUCUAUGUGUCUGAGAUUGUGCACAAGUCCAUGGUGGAAGUAGAUGAGUUGGGAACCACAGCAUCUGCUGCCACAGAGAUAGGCGUCUCUUUCAGGUCAGCCUGGAGACACACUCCUGUGAUUAUACUCGACAGGCCCUUCCUGAUACUCAUUGUUCAUGACAGAACAAACAGCAUCCUCUUUCUUGGGAAAGUGAACUACCCCUGA